Messenger RNA from Rotaria sp. Silwood2, 324 nucleotides. NCBI's taxonomy places the organism in Eukaryota, Metazoa, Rotifera, Eurotatoria, Philodinida, Philodinidae. The record is from the annotation of a GenBank genome assembly.
AUGGUUUUGUCAGAUGUGAAACAGUUACCAAGCAUUUUACCUACACCUUCCACUUCUGAUACCAAUACAGAGAAGAAAAAAACUGAUUCAAUACGUGAGCCAUCAAUUGAUGAAUUAGACGAUUAUGAAUUUCUAAAACAAUUUGAAUCAUGUACGUUAAAAAGUUGGUCGCAUAAAACUCAUUUACGUAUGGCAUGGCUCUAUUUAACACGUGAUGCACGUGGUGCAGGAGUCAUCAAAAUAUUUGAUGGUAUUAAGAAUUUCAUUGACAAUUGCCCAAUUGCGAUAAAGACAACAUUUCACUUUACAAUGACGUAUUCCUAG